Paramuricea clavata is the source of this 3043-nucleotide messenger RNA. The record is from the annotation of a GenBank genome assembly. Lineage: Eukaryota; Metazoa; Cnidaria; Anthozoa; Malacalcyonacea; Plexauridae.
AUGGAAGAAGACAGCAAUAGUAAGGUUAGUGCACAUAAAAUAUAAACAUAAAAUUAUACAAAAUGGAAAUGAACAAAGUCUGAGUAUAUAAUUUUACAAAGUAUUAACGUAAACACACUAACAUAAAAGAAAAAUGUAGGACACUUCGAUUUACAUAGUCAGACAUGGGUGUUGCUAGAGGGGGGUGUGAAAUGCAGCAAAUGUCUGCUUGACUCAGCAAAUUGUUUUCGGAUUUAUCAAGUCACAAUAUAUUUAAUCAAUGAGAAAGUUUGUCAUAAAUGGUAUGUCCGGAAAAUCCCCUCCCCUUUGCCAACAAUUUUGGGAGUAAAUUAAUUAGCGACUGAAAUGUUCUAGGCAAAUGCGAUACUACAACCCCCCUGCUUUAGGCCUCUUCGCUACAGCCCUGCAGUCAGAUUAGCCUGACUGUAAUUUGCUUUGAUUCUCAAAUUCGGUUUAAGUGAUUAUAAUCUGAACAAUGAAAAGUGCCCAUAUAGGCUCUAUGCAGUUUGAUGGAUGAUUGACACCAGUAGGCCAAUAUUAUUGUUUAAAUUUUGUAAAGUGUUAUAUACUGUAGGUCUUUUGGUAACAGACAGUCAUUAAAAUCAAGACAAAAUGAGGGCCUAGCCCAAUCAUUCGAACCAAAACCCAGCCCAGACGCUUCAAAGGUCCUUAAUGAAACAAAGGAAAGUCCGCGGUAGGAAGAUUCAAUAAAAUGGCAUGGGACAAGGAUGGUCUAAAAUUCGAAGUCGAAUCUUAUGAAGAUGGCAAGUUUGUGAACUGGUCCCAGCUAGCAAAACAAUACAAUAUAACAAACACGAAAGGGGAAUUUGCAGAAAAUGGUGGUCAGAUUGCAAAAGAAUGGUUAAAAUCGGUGGGUGUUGACACAGAACGAUUUAAGUGGUACAACAUAGAUUCUGAUGGUCCACGUAUAAGGCAUAAGAAGAGAAGAGGAAUUGGAAGAGAAAUAUCUAUACCAACUGCUGAAACAAAUGCAUGAAAAAAUUUUGGAAAAUGAGUAUUCAAUAAAGAAAUUAAUAGUACUGAAAAAGGUAUGUUUAAUUUAAUAAUUAAUUCUCACCUUACGAGUGUCUGGUAAUGCAAUGAAACGUAUUAUUAUUAUUAAUUAGAAAAUGCUAGACAGUACAGUUAGUGCAGCAAGUGCAUGCUCUCGCUUUGUUGAGGAAAUUUCAUAAAUGCUCUCCUGGUAUAACCCCCUCCCUAUUAACUUUAUUACCUAACCAUGCACAUGCUGAUUCUAUUUGUUUCUAUCAAUUUGCAGUAUGAAAAAUUGACACUUGGUGAUGAUGGGUCAGUUGUCAGAAGUGAAUUUGUUGUAGAAGGGCACAAGCAACCUUUAACUGUAGUAUGGGAACAUUUUCUGAAGUCCCAUGCAUGUUAUAUGAGAAACGUUUCUGAUAAAGAAUUCUCUAAUAUGUCAAAGCAAGAACUGACAAAAAGGUUAUCUCAGGUAAAUGCUGUUUUCUGCGAAUCGGAUGAUGCAGAAGUCUUGAGAGCAAAGCUGAAGGAAAUUUCACACUCGAAAUCUGAAAAUAUGGCAUGAUCUUUCUACAUUUGCAAACCACAGUCAUUUAAUUUUCAUGGUUUCAUUGAUGUACGACUGAGCUGUUUUUUAUACUAAUGAGGAAUACGAAUUAAUAAAACGACGAAAAGUCGACAUUCAAACUAAUGUAGAAUCUCCCGAAGUGUACAUAGUUGCCAGAUCCAGCAGUUCAGAUGUUGAGCAGUUGUCAUACGUUGACUCCAGGUUGGAAUGCUUAAGACGAAAUCAGUUUGCCACUCACAAGUGAAGGAGAUGAAAUUGUAGAUGUGAUGAGGUUUUUCCACAGUGAUAACCCAGCCCAGCAAUACAAGUGUGGCCAGCAAAAGGGAGGAAAUUUCUAUUGUUCAGUGUGUGGAGUAUACACUAACCGAGUCUAUGAACUUGAUUACAGCUUUAGGUGCUCGCACAUUUCCUUGAAUGAUCGACAAAAGCUGAUUCUCGAAGGUGCCAUUGCUCAUCAGAAAACCUUGGAAGGAAACAAAAACUCUGCUCAAAAAUCGCGAAUUAAAAACUGGGUGACAAUUUUUACGCGCAGGUCGCGGAAACUGAUUAACAAAAUGAAAGAACUUCCAAAAUGACCUUAUGUGAGCAGUUGCUCACACCAUAUCAUGCCAUUGAGCGUGUUUUAUAGCGUUUUAUGUCAAUUGCUGACGUCAUUAGAAUUUUCCGUUUUAGAAAAACAAUGCGCUAUAUCCCUUUAUUUUGUCUGGUGACCUAUGUUCAAAUUUUGCAUGCAGUAUUGCACCGCUAAAAACUUUCAUCAUACAAAAAAUUUAAAAAUUCUGUAAUGCCCAAAAACAUUUUACAGAAGAAUAUGACAUUUUCGCAUUUUUCAAAAAAAAUGGCAUUACAGAAUUUUUUAUAUUUUGCCAGUUGUUAACUUUUCGUCCAAGUAAAAUAACGCACAAAAAAAAAUUGGGGGUCACCAUGCUUUUUUUUCAACUAUACGAGAUGAUAGGCCAUUUUGGAGUGAAUUUCGUACACAUAUGUCGUCAUAGCAACGAACUAUCUAUUACUAUAACUAAUAUAAUUUGAAAGUAGAGUUAUCAAAAUAUAUAAAAAAAAACCAAUAUCUGCUGAAUAAAUCCUAAAAAUGCAUAGUUUAAACAUGUCAAACUGUUAAACACCUGAAUUUUUGAAAACUGUAUUGAGCCACCUUAAUUGAAGAAAGCUGAAUUACAGAAAGAGUUGAACAGUAGAAAGGUAUACAAAGGUGAAACAGUUGAUGAUAUGAAGAAGUUGCUGACUGAUAAGCUUCAUGGAGUGCAGAGAGUGCCUGCCCUUCUCUACCCAAAUCCACUUGCUACCUUAGCUUUGAUAAACAGUGACAAGUAUGAGAUAUUGCCAUUUGAGCCAUUGCAUGAUGUUGGAAAACACAUUAAAAACAUUCUAAUUGAGCUGCCCAUGCAUGUCUCCCAAGAAGAAGCCACAAUUAUUAAUGAAACAAUUGAAUUUAGUCUUGGUAAUGAAGAAACCAAGUGA